Messenger RNA from Pieris macdunnoughi, 5580 nucleotides. Lineage: Eukaryota; Metazoa; Arthropoda; Insecta; Lepidoptera; Pieridae. The record is from the annotation of a GenBank genome assembly.
AUGUCAAAGACAUACUCGGGGCUCUUCUGCGUAGUGGUCAACCCGUACAAGAAGCUCCCGAUUUACACCGAGAAGAUUAUGGAGAGAUACAAAGGCAUCAAGAGGCAUGAAGUCCCGCCACAUGUAUUUGCAAUCACUGACACAGCAUACCGCUCUAUGCUUCAAGAUCGUGAAGAUCAGUCUAUCCUGUGUACGGGAGAAUCAGGUGCUGGUAAGACAGAGAAUACAAAAAAGGUUAUCCAGUACCUUGCGUAUGUCGCCGCUUCUAAACCUAAAGGAUCUGGAGCGGUCCCGACGCCACAGUUGAUUAUAGGCGAAUUGGAGCAACAGUUACUACAGGCCAACCCUAUACUAGAAGCCUUCGGUAACGCCAAAACAGUCAAAAACGAUAACUCAUCGCGUUUUGGUAAAUUCAUUAGAAUUAACUUUGACGCGUCAGGGUACAUAGCUGGAGCGAAUAUAGAAACGUAUUUAUUAGAGAAAUCGAGAGCGAUCAGACAAGCAAAAGAUGAAAGAACAUUCCAUAUAUUCUAUCAGCUCCUAUCGGGAGCCACUCCCGAGCAGCGAGCUGAAUAUAUCCUAGAAGACCCCAAAAGCUACUUCUUCCUAACAAAUGGAGCUCUGCCCGUACCGGGUAUCGACGAUUCGGCUGAAUUCCAGGCGACUAUUAAGUCCAUGAACAUUAUGGGAAUGAACAUGGAAGACUUCAAUUCGAUAUUUAGAAUCGUGUCGGCCGUUCUUCUUUUCGGUUCGAUGCAAUUCAAGCAAGAAAGAAACUCGGAUCAAGCCACACUUCCAGAUAACACUGUUGCGCAAAAGAUUGCACAUUUGCUUGGUUUAUCCGUUACGGAUAUGACAAAGGCUUUCCUGAAACCAAGGAUCAAAGUCGGCCGCGAUUUUGUAACGAAAGCGCAGACAAAAGAACAGGUGGAGUUUUCUGUUGAGGCCAUUAGUAAAGCGUGCUACGAAAGACUGUUCAGAUGGCUGGUCAACAGAAUUAACAGAUCUCUCGACAGGACGAAGAGACAAGGCGCCUCCUUCAUCGGCAUCCUCGAUAUGGCUGGUUUCGAAAUAUUCGAACUCAACUCAUUCGAACAGUUGUGCAUCAACUACACAAAUGAAAAGCUACAACAGCUCUUCAACCACACUAUGUUCAUCUUAGAACAGGAAGAGUACCAGAGAGAAGGCAUUGAAUGGAAAUUCAUCGACUUUGGGCUCGACUUGCAGCCGACAAUCGACCUGAUCGAUAAGCCCAUGGGAAUAAUGGCUCUUCUCGAUGAAGAGUGUUGGUUCCCGAAAGCGACAGACAAGACGUUCGUUGAGAAAUUAGUUUCUGCUCACUCGGUGCACCCGAAGUUUAUGAAGACCGACUUCCGGGGCGUCGCAGACUUUGCGAUCAUUCAUUAUGCUGGCAAAGUCGAUUAUUCAGCAACAAAAUGGUUGAUGAAGAACAUGGAUCCUUUGAACGAAAACGUCGUGUCGCUGUUGCAAGCAUCACAAGAUCCGUUCGUGUGCCACAUUUGGAAGGACGCUGAAAUAGUGGGCAUGGCGCAACAAGCGAUGACUGACACGCAAUUCGGUGCUAGAACGAGAAAGGGAAUGUUCAGAACGGUUUCCCAGUUGUACAAAGAGCAACUGACGAAACUUAUGGCGACACUGCGAAACACCAACCCGAACUUCGUCAGAUGUAUCAUACCGAAUCAUGAGAAGAAAGCCGGCAAAAUCGAGGCAACCCUGGUUCUCGACCAGCUCAGGUGCAACGGUGUGUUGGAGGGAAUUAGAAUUUGCAGACAGGGCUUCCCUAACAGAAUACCAUUCCAGGAAUUCCGUCAGCGAUACGAACUACUGACCCCGAACAUCAUUCCCAAGGGAUUCAUGGACGGAAAGAAAGCAUGCGAACGUAUGAUCGAAGCUCUCGAACUCGAUCACAAUCUGUACCGCGUCGGACAAUCCAAGAUAUUCUUCAGAGCAGGAGUCCUUGCGCAUCUGGAAGAGGAGAGGGACUACAAGAUCACCGACUUAAUAGUGAACUUCCAGGCUUUCUGCAGAGGAUUCUUGGCGAGAAGAAACUACCAAAAGAGACUGCAGCAGCUCAACGCCAUUCGAAUCAUCCAGAGGAAUUGUGCGGCAUAUUUGAAGUUGAGAAAUUGGCAAUGGUGGAGAUUGUACAUAAAGGUCAAACCACUGCUCGAGGUUACGAAACAAGAGGAGAAGUUGACUCAGAAAGAAGACGAGCUCCGUCAGAUUCGUGACAAGAUGGAAUCGCAGAUGGCUCGGUGUCAAGAAUAUGAGGCCAAGUUCCAACAGGCCAGCGCUGAGAAGACCCAACUUGCAGAACAACUGCAGGCGGAAUUAGAACUAUGUGCUGAGGCCGAAGAAAGUCGAGCGCGUGCCGCAGCCAGAAAACAGGAGUUGGAAGAGCUGCUGCACGAUUUGGAAGGUCGGAUCGAGGAGGAGGAGGAGCGGUGUAACGCUCUUCAACAGGAGAAGAAGCGGUUGCAGCUUAAUAUACAGGAUCUGGAGGAGCAGUUAGAAGAAGAAGAAGGCGCUCGUCAGAAAUUGCAAUUGGAGCGAGUGCAGUGUGAUGCCAAACUUAAGAAGUUGGAAGAGGAACUCGCUCUCACUGAGGACACCAAUCAGAAACUCUCCAAGGAAAAGAAGUUACUGGAAGAGCGUGCCAACGACCUGUCUCAAGCCUUAGCAGAGGAAGAGGAGAAGGCGAAACAUUUGAGCAAACUCAAGACGAAACAAGAGUCGGCCAUCGCUGAAUUAGAAGAGAAACUUCUUAAGGAUCAUCAAAUGAGACAAGAAGUAGAGAGAGCCAAGCGGAAGAUAGAGACUGAGUUGCAAGAUGUGAAGGAGCAGCUCGUUGAAAAGAAGGCGCAGAUUGAAGAGUUGCAGAUUGUACUCACAAAACGCGAAGAGGAACUAGCAGCGGCCAUCAGUCGCGCAGAUGAGGAGAGUGCCCUACGUGCGUCUGCGCAGAAAGGGGCGAGGGAAGCCGAAGCGGCCCUCGCGGAGGCCCACGACGACCUGGAAGCGGAGAGGAAUGCACGAACUAAGGCGGAGAAGUUGCGAAGGGACCUCAACGAGGAGCUGGAGGCGCUUAAGAGCGAGCUGUUGGACUCGCUCGAUACGACUGCUGCCCAACAAGAGCUCCGUUCGAAGCGCGAGCAAGAGGUGGCAGUUCUGAAGCGAAGUCUAGAAGAAGAGGCUUCUUCUCACGAAGCGACCAUCGCGGAACAGAGGCACAAGCACUCGCAGGAGCUGCAGUUGCUCAACGAGCAGCACGAGCAGAUGAAGAAGACCAAAGCUGCUCUCGAGAAAGCCAAGCAGCAGCUGGAAGCGGAAAACGCAGAUCUCGCGACGGAGCUGAAGAGCGCAAGUGCCGCUCGGGUAGAUGGAGAAAGACGCAGGAAGCAAACGGAGGCGCAGCUUCAGGAACUCGUCGCCAAACUGCAAGAAGUCGAGAGGACUAGGUCUGAAGUAUCAGAGAAAUGUAUCCGACUCCAGAGCGAAGCUGAACAAGCUCUGCAGCAGCUGGAACAGGCAGAGUUGAAGGCUUCGGCCGCUGCAAAACAUGCUGCGACCGCUGGGGCACAGCACGCUGAGGCACAGGCUCUCUUAGAAGAAGAGACGAAGCAGAAGUUAGCUCUUCAAACCCGUCUGCGCAACGUCGAGCAACAGUUAGAGCAAGCCAGAGACCAGCUGGAGGAAGAGGAAGAGGCCAAGAGGAACUUUGAGAAGCAGGUGGUAGCAUUGACCCAGCAAGUGGCAGACGCCAAGAAGAAGGCGGAAGAGGAGGCGGAGGUGGCGGCGGCACUCGAGGAACAGCGCAAGAAGCUCAGCAAGGACAUGGAAGCCCUGCACAGGCAGCUGGAUGAGUUGCGACAGGCCAACGACAAGCUGGACAAGAGUAAAAAGAAGAUCCAAGCUGAGUUGGAAGACACGAACAUAGAUCUUGAGGCGCAACGAGCCAAGGUGCUGGAGCUGGAGAAGAAACAGAAGAGCUUUGAUAAGGUUGUGGCGGAAGAGCGUAGCGUGGCGGAGCGUUACGCAGCGGAGCGUGAUGCGGCCGAAAGGGACGCACGAGACAAGGAGACCCGCGUGCUUAGUCUCACCAGGGAACUCGAUGAUGCUGCCGAGAAGAUUGAAGAGUUAGAACGCUCGAAACGUCUCCUACAAUCUGAGUUGGACGAACUGGCGAACACCCAAGGCACGGCCGACAAGAACGUACACGAACUGGAGAAGGCCAAGCGUGCGCUGGAGUCUCAGCUGGCGGAACUGAAGGCGCAGAACGAGGAGAUAGAAGACGAUUUGCAACUCACAGAAGAUGCCAAGUUGCGUCUAGAAGUUAACAUGCAAGCUAUGAGAACGCAGUUUGAAAGGGAUUUACAGGCGAAAGAAGAACAAGGCGAAGAGAAACGUCGGGGAAUCGUGAAGCAGCUUCGUGAUUUGGAAGCUGAGCUCGAAGAGGAACGUAAGCAAAGGGCCGCUUCGCUUGCGAAUCGUAAGAAACUCGAGGGAGACCUCAAGGACGCCGAACAAGCGCUCCAUCUGGCUAACAAGGUGAAAGAGGACGCCGUAAAACAAGCGAAGAAGCUAACGGUCCAGCUCAAGGAAGCCGUCCGCGAGGCGGAGGAAGCUCGCGCCGGUCGCGAAGAAAGCGCCGGUCAGGCGCGCGAGGCCGAGCGACGAGUGAAGGCGCUCGAGGCCGAAGCUCUCCAGCACGCGGAGGAGUUGGCCGCAGCCGAGAGGGCGCGGAGACAUGCCGAGUGCGAGAGGGACGACCGAGACGACGAGCUCACCGCUGCCGCUGCGAAGGUGACGCUGCUAGUCGACGAAAAGAAACGUCUCGAAGCCAGAAUUGCAGCACUCGAAGAGGAUCUAGACGAGGAACAGUCCAACAACGAGAUACUCAAUGACAGACUUAGGAAAUCACAGAACCAAAUCGAGCAGUUGACGAUGGAGCUGGGCACCGAGAAGUCUGCAACGCAGAAGCUGGAAAGCGGCAAGCUGGUGCUGGAGAGGCAAAACAAGGAGCUCAAGGCCAAGCUGGCCGAACUCGAGACUGCUGGACGCGCCAAGACUAAGGGCGUGAUUACCUCCCUUGAGCUGAAGGUGGUGAAUCUAGAAGAGCAACUGGAAGCAGAGAGUCGCGAACGAUUGGCCCAGCAGAAGGCAUCCCGGAAACUGGACAAAAAGAUGAAGGAGCUGGCGCUGCAGCUGGAUGAAGAAAGGAGACACGCUGAUCAGUACAAGGAGCAGAUCGAGAAGAUGAACAACCGCGUAAAGGCUCUGAAGCGUCAACUGGACGAGUCCGAAGAGGAGGUGCAGCGUGAGAAAGUCGGCAAAAGAAAAGCUCAGCGCGAGUAUGAGGACCUGCUCGAGACCCACGAGACCAUUGCCAGGGAGUGCAGCAAUCUGCGGAACAAGCUCAGAAGGCAAGGCGGUGGCGCCAUCGGCCUGUCGGGCGCGUCUUCAUCCACUCGCGUGAAGAGGUCCUCUUUGGCGCCGGGCCACGCCUCCGGAGACGAAUCGUUCGAUGACGUGAACGAUACGGCCAACAGUCUCGAGUAA